AUGAAGUUCAUGAAAGUGGGCCGUGUGGCCAUUAUCACCCGUGGCCGUUUCGCCGGUAAGAAGGUCGUCAUUGUCCAGCCUAGCGACACUGGCUCCAAGGCUCACCCCUUCCCCUUCGCCAUCGUUGCCGGUAUCGAGCGUUACCCCUCGAAGGUCACCAAGCGCAUGGGCAAGAAGCUCGUCGACCGCCGCUCCAAGGUCAAGCCUUUCAUCAAGGUCGUCAACUACAACCACUUGAUGCCCACUCGUUACACUCUCGAGCUUGAGGGUCUUAAGGGUGUUGUCUCCUCCGAGACCUUCAAGGAGGUUUCCCAGCGCGAGGACGCCAAGAAGACCAUCAAGAAGGCCCUUGAGGACCGCUACACCAGCGGCAAGAACCGCUGGUUCUUCACUCCUCUCCGUUUCUAA
Molecule: messenger RNA, 408 nt
Organism: Penicillium pulvis
Lineage: Eukaryota; Fungi; Ascomycota; Eurotiomycetes; Eurotiales; Aspergillaceae
Product: 60S ribosomal protein eL27
Exons: 4
Coding region: 1-408 (135 amino acids)
Biological process (GO): translation
Cellular component (GO): ribosome; cytosolic large ribosomal subunit
Molecular function (GO): structural constituent of ribosome
Source: RefSeq, a predicted model, not a curated record